Molecule: messenger RNA, 597 nt
Organism: Fraxinus pennsylvanica
Lineage: Eukaryota; Viridiplantae; Streptophyta; Magnoliopsida; Lamiales; Oleaceae
Source: the annotation of a GenBank genome assembly
AUGCACGAUCAAGAUUCUGAACGCAUUUCGACCUUGGUUCCUAGGAAUCAGCCUGUUAGGACCAAACGUACAGAUUCGGACGAUUCUCCGGUUUACAAGUCUCUGUCCAGUCGAUCGUAUGAUUCUCCUCCUAGGAAUAUGCUCGUAAAGCAGUAUACAAAUCCGGUCUUUAAAUCCUCGCCAAAGGAGUCGAAUAAUAAUAUGCUCGUAAAGCAGUACACUUCUCUAGUGGAUAAAUCUUUGCCAACGCUCUCAAAUGAUACUCAUACUCAAAAAAAGCUUCCAUUGACACGCUUGAGUGAUCAUCUUGAUGUUCACAAGUGUACAUCAAAUCGAUCAAGUCAUCGCGAUUUAAAGGUUGUUGAAUUGAGGGUGUCAAUUCAUUGCAAGGGUUGCGAAGGAAAAUUGAGAAAACAUAUCUCUAGAAUGGAAGGAGUUACAUCAUUUAGUAUAGAUUUGGCCACCAAAAAAGUGACGGUAAUCGGGGACUUGACACCUCUAGGCGUACUUACGAGUAUUUCCAAGGUGAAGAGUGCCCAGUUUUGGCCGUCUCCAACUUCUUCGUCUUCAUCUCCAAGAGUCGGUCCGACCAAUUAA